UGUGUAAUAACUGUGUUAACUCCCCCUUCACCAAUCACCACCACGAUCUCUCCCUCACAUCAAACCGUAUAAAACUCACCUCUCUCUCCCGGUUACACAGAAAUCGCAAGCAACCAUACCAUGUCGAUGUUUCGGUUAAGCAACACCUUGCUCGGAAUCCUCAACGUCGUGACCUUCGUCCUAUCGAUUCCGAUCAUAUGGGCCGGAGUCUGGUUGAAGAACAGGGGAGACACAAUAUGCGAGCGCUUUCUUGACACACCUUUAAUUGUGCUUGGUGUCUUCAUUAUGGUGGUCUCCAUCGCUGGUCUCGUCGGCUCUUGGUGCAAGAACUCCUGUCUCCUCUGGAUCUACCUUCUGGUUAUGUUUUUGCUUAUUAUUGUGCUCUUGUGCCUCACCGUUUUUGCUUUCGUUGUCACCAACAAAGGCGCCGGUGAGAUCAUCUCUGAUAGGGGCUACAAGGAGUACCGCCUCGGGGACUACUCGAAUUGGCUACAGAAGAGAGUCGAGAGCACCAAGAAUUGGAACAAAAUUAAGAGUUGCUUGCAUGAUAGCAAAGUCUGCUCCAAGUUUAAUGAUACCUUUAUCAAUGAUAAUGUCCAGGAGUUCUAUAAAGAGCACUUAUCUGCUAUUCAGUCUGGUUGCUGUAAGCCAUCGAAUGAUUGUGGCUUUAUCUAUGAGAACCCAAUUACUUGGACCAAGACGAACACAACUUCCACAAUCAACCCUGACUGCACUGCUUGGGACAAUAAUCCAGAUGUUUUAUGCUACAGCUGCAAUUCAUGCAAGGCUGGACUCCUAGAUACCCUCAAGAGAGACUGGAAGAAGGUUGCCACUAUUAACAUCAUAUUUCUUGUCUUCCUCAUCAUUGUUUACUCUGUUGGAUGCUGUGCAUUUAGAAACAACAGAAGGGACAAUGUCUAUCACCCUGGAUGGGGAAAAGCUUGAGCUCAUUUCAGAUUGGUGAAAGAGAGAGUAGCUUUUAGUAUUAGUUAGGUCGGUUCCUCAUAUUUUCUGCACUUCUAUGAUGUUAUAGUGGCUAUUUUCAAUCUCUGUAUAGCUACCACGUUUAUUUUUCUUUAUUUUGGAACCUAUUGCCCUGGAAUGAUUAUCAGUAUCUUUUUCACGAUUUUACUGAUUACCAUAUAGUUCUGCCACAGAGUACUUCAACCACUUAAUCUAUGAGGCCAAACUGUGUGGACUUCGG
Messenger RNA from Tripterygium wilfordii, 1204 nucleotides. RefSeq names its product tetraspanin-8-like. Lineage: Eukaryota; Viridiplantae; Streptophyta; Magnoliopsida; Celastrales; Celastraceae. The coding region runs from base 121 to 945 and encodes 274 amino acids. Gene Ontology annotation, biological process: auxin-activated signaling pathway. The transcript has 2 exons. The record is from RefSeq and is a predicted model, not a curated record. Gene Ontology annotation, cellular component: plasmodesma; plasma membrane.